Sphenostylis stenocarpa is the source of this 1281-nucleotide messenger RNA. Lineage: Eukaryota; Viridiplantae; Streptophyta; Magnoliopsida; Fabales; Fabaceae. The record is from the annotation of a GenBank genome assembly.
AUGGCCUUAGCCACAGUUCGCAGGAACAUCGGCACCCACUACUCCAAGUUUGCAUCUUCUUUGUCUGUGUUGUCUCGCCAUUCCUCAGUCCACAACCCUAUCCCUGCGUCUGUUUCUUCCUUUCAUAGCCAACCUGUUGGUGGUGAUGGAUUGCCAUCUUACAUGCGUGGAGCUGUGCAUUGGGAACCCAAUAAGCCUCUUUCCAUCGAGGACUUUCGCAUGCCUCGCCCCAAGGCCGGUGAAGUUCUCAUCAAAACCAAAGCCUGUGGAGUAUGCCACUCUGAUCUACAUGUUAUGAAAGGUGAAAUUCCGUUUUCCAGUCCUUGUGUUGUGGGGCAUGAGAUUACGGGUGAGGUUGUUGAACAUGGGGCACUCUCUGACAGCCAAACAAUUGAAAGGCUUCCGGUCGGAUCGCGAGUUGUUGGGGCCUUCAUCAUGCCUUGUGGCAGCUGCUCCUACUGUUCAAAGGGCCAUGAUGAUCUAUGUGAAGCUUUCUUUGCCCAUAACCGGGCAAAUGGAACCCUCUAUGAUGGUGAAACUAGACUCUUUCUUCGAAACAGUGGAAAACCAGUAUCUAUGUAUAGUAUGGGAGGGCUUGCUGAAUACUGUGUUGUGCCAGCAAAUGGAGUGUCUGUAUUACCAGAAUCAUUGCCAUUUACAGAGUCCGCAAUUCUAGGAUGUGCUGUUUUUACUGCUUACGGUGCUAUGGCUCACGCAGCUCAAGUGCGUCCUGGUGAUUCUGUUGCUGUUAUUGGAACUGGGGGUGUUGGUUCUAGUUGUUUGCAGAUAGCUAGAGCCUUUGGUGCCUCGGAUAUAAUUGCUGUGGAUGUUCGGGAUGAAAAGCUACAGAAAGCAAAGAUAUUUGGUGCUACUCACACUGUAAAUUCAGCAAAGGAAGAUCCCAUUGAGAAGAUAUUUGAAAUUACUGGUGGAAAGGGUGUUGAUGUUGCUGUGGAAGCCUUGGGGAGACCACAGACAUUUGCGCAGUGCACACUAAGUGUGAAGGAUGGUGGAAAAGCCGUAAUGAUUGGACUGGCACAAGCUGGUUCUUUAGGAGAGGUGGAUAUAAAUCGGCUUGUUCGCAGAAAGAUACAAGUUAUUGGCUCAUAUGGAGGCAGGGCGAGGCAAGAUCUUCCAAAGCUAAUUAGAUUGGCAGAAACAGGUAUCUUCAAUCUUGGCCAUGCUGUUUCUAGAACAUAUACCUUUGAGGAGGCAAACAAAGCAUUCCAAGAUCUCAAUGAAGGAAAAAUUGUUGGCCGAGCUGUCAUCGAGAUAAUCUAA